Messenger RNA from Corylus avellana, 1938 nucleotides. Lineage: Eukaryota; Viridiplantae; Streptophyta; Magnoliopsida; Fagales; Betulaceae. The record is from RefSeq and is a predicted model, not a curated record.
UUCUUUUUGGGGCCGAGAUUUAAACUUCACUGUUGACGCUUCACAGUUGAAGCAAACGCAGAUGCCAUGGCUUUGAUCUUCCCGGACUACCAGCCCACCACCUCUGUGCCUGACCCCCUCUUGCCCUGGCUCUGGUCGAUCAAGAAAGCUCUCGAAGAAGACUCGAGGUCAGGGUUAGAUCUCAGCAAGCUUCUCUCGGAUUGCAUCGUCACAUUCAAGGGCAAUGAGCAGUACCGGAACGAUGUCAGAUUUCUCAAGAUUUGGUUCCUCUAUAUGGACAUUUGUAAAGAUUUUGAGCGUGUUUUCAGAGAAAUGGUGGAGAGUGAGAUAUGUAUUGGCCAUUCCUUGCUUUAUGUAUGCUAUGCAUCCAUUCUUGAAUCGAAAGGGAUGUUGCAUGACGCUCACAUGGUUUAUCAGUCUGGAGUUUUAAGGAAUGCUAAACCGGUCGAGUUGUUGAAGAAGGCACAUGCCUUAUUUCUCGAUAGAAUGUCUGAAUUAGCGAAUGCCUGUUCAUUUCAGAAGAUUGAUGAUCGUGAAGCCAUUAAGUUUGGAAAAAGUCAAAUUAAUCCAUGGUCCACCUCUAGCAUUGAAAACCUAUUGAAGAAGCUGAAUCCUCAUAUUAUGAAAUAUGAUGGAUACCAUAAAAGUAAAAAAGCUUACCCGGGAAAAGUGGCUCUAUCUUCUUUGCAUAAUUCAUCAAGGAAUAAGGUUAUUGAGAUAGGUGGAAAAAAGUACCAGAUCAAAGGUUGUGCCGGUCAGGGUGGUUUUGCUCAAGUAUAUAAAGCAUAUGUCAACAGUAAUCCAGAUGAAGUUGUUGCGCUUAAGAUACAAAAGCCUGCUUUCCUUUGGGAGUUCUACAUGUAUCGUCAGCUAGAUCAGCGCAUCUCAGACAAGGAAAGGUCAAGCUUUGGCUUUGCUCAUAGAGUGCAUCUCUACUCUGACUGUAGCAUACUUGUCUGUGACUAUCUAUCCCAUGGGACUCUUCAGGAUGCAAUAAACUCCUAUGUGGUCACUGGCAAGUCCAUGGAAGAGGAGUUAUGUAUUUACUACACAGUAGAGAUGCUGUACAUGCUAGAAACUUUGCAUGGCGCUGACCUCAUUCAUGGUGAUUUCAAGCCUGAUAAUCUGCUUAUUCGUUAUGCUAGGGGUGACCUUACAGAAGAUGGGUUCCAUGACCGAACUGGUCCUUGGCAUGAUCAGGGCCUUUGUCUUGUUGACUGGGGAAGGGGGAUAGAUCGACGUCUCUUUUCGGACGAUGCAGAAUUUAAGGGAGAUUGCCGGACUUCUGGGUUUCGUUGUAUUGAAAUGCGGGAGAAUAAGCCAUGGACAGUUCAGGUAGACACAUAUGGCCUGUGUGUUAUAGUCCAUAUGAUGCUGCACAAUUCUUAUAUGCAGUUAGAAAAGAAAGCAUCAUCUGAUGCUGGCUACAUUUAUCUACCCAAAUCACCUUUCAAACGAUAUUGGAAAGUUGAUCUCUGGAAGAAUUUUUUUACCAAGCUGCUUAACAUGAGCCCUGGCACUGGCAGUGAUGACAAGAACUUGUUGCAGAAUUUGAGGGAAACAUUCCAGGAUUACAUUUGCUCUAAUCCUCAGCUCAUAAAGAAACUAAAGGAGUUGCUGGUGAAGCAAAGGGCUUCCUUGUGUUCUGCUUAGUUUCUCUGGUCUUUUCCACUGAAUUUUAAUUUUUAAUGGCCAUGAAAUUGUCAAAUUUAUGCACAGUGCAACGAAAAGCAAAAUUAGGUGUAACUCUUCAUUUAUAUUUUAACUCAAAAUAUAUAUACACAUCCUUGAACCUCAUAAAAAGAAUUCUAGUUAAAUUAUGGACACAGACCACCUAUCACAAGUGUGUAUGGACAUUAAUGUGGGAAGAUGGCUCAACCCAUGUGACUUUGUGGUCGGUGAUUGGGAGAUGGACAUAUUAUUAUGGGCACUUGUUAU